This is a messenger RNA of Neoarius graeffei (lesser salmon catfish), 2424 nucleotides long. RefSeq names its product ras homolog family member Ga (gene rhoga). The record is from RefSeq and is a predicted model, not a curated record. Bases 156 to 728 code for a protein of 190 amino acids. Lineage: Eukaryota; Metazoa; Chordata; Actinopteri; Siluriformes; Ariidae. Gene Ontology annotation, cellular component: cytoskeleton; plasma membrane; cell projection. Gene Ontology annotation, molecular function: GTP binding; GTPase activity; protein kinase binding. Gene Ontology annotation, biological process: small GTPase-mediated signal transduction; regulation of actin cytoskeleton organization; regulation of cell shape. The transcript has 2 exons.
GAAGACACAAGUGAAUGUAGCUGACAUGGCUGGAUAGUGGUGUGGGUGUGAAGGACGAAUUUAUGGUUGGAGGAUUAAAUUCUGCACAGAGAAAGCACAGCAGGCUACGGAUAGAGGAUCACAUUGCUCUGGGUAUCUGAAGAACCUGGACCAAAAUGCAAAGCAUCAAGUGUGUGGUGGUUGGAGAUGGAGCUGUGGGGAAGACCUGCCUUCUAAUCUCCUAUACCACCAAUGCCUUUCCUAAAGAGUACAUACCUACUGUGUUUGACAAUUACAGCUCAGAGAUUACAGUGCAGUCCAAACCCAUCAGUCUUAAUCUAUGGGACACGGCUGGCCAGGAAGCAUAUGACCGCCUACGCACCAUAUCUUAUCCCCAGACCAACGUCUUCAUCAUCUGCUUCUCCAUCUCCAGCAUGACCUCUUUUGAGAAUAUCAAGCUGAAAUGGUACCCUGAGGUAUCGAAACACUGCCCUAAUGUACCCAUACUUCUCGUAGGAACCAAAAAAGACCACAGGCAGGAUCCGGAAAUUUUGCAAAAAUUAAAGGAACAGAAACUGACUCCUGUCACUGAGCAGCAGGGGAAGGCUCUGGCUCGAGAAAUCAGGGCUGUCAGAUACCUCGAGUGCUCAGCUCUGAACCAAGAUGGGGUGAAGGAAGUAUUCGAAGAGGCUGUGAAUGCCUACCUGAACCCAAGACCCGAGCGUAAAAAGUUGUGUGUAUUUUUAUAAAGACAUUUUACUGAAGAUGGAUUUUUUUCAAACAUAAUUGAACAUACAAAACCUGACAGACUCAGUCAUGAGUCUCUGAAAUAAAAUCCAAGAACUCCAUGAACUCAAAGAUAACUGUUGAAGUAUUUCCCAUUUAAUAAAAUAACAUGAAUAAUUUGAUAGCUGUUUAAAACAGUCUCCUCACAGAUUCCUAUGUUUACAUUUCAAAAUUGAGAGACUAUUGAGCUACUAUUUUGUCUCUGAUAUAAAACUUUAAAAUAUAUGUUUAAAAAUCUUUGAGAUGGUGAAAUUAGGCAGAUUUUGGAAGGGAUUUCAUAUAAAUAUUUCUUACGGGAUUAUGUGUGAGAAAUGUGAAAGUAUGAAUUCUGGCUCUUCAACCUCAGCUACAUCUCUGUAGUUCAGGCUCAACUAAAUAUGUGCAUGGGAUUAUGUUUUGAAAAAUCUUGCUCACGCAGGCAUUAUUACCUCCCCCAACUUUGUUGGAGGAGGUUAUGUUUUCACCUCUGUUUGUUUGUUCCUGACAUAACUCAAAAAGUAGUUAAUGGAUUUUAAUUAAAUUUGGUGGAAAUGUGAGCCACAGGCCAAGGAACAAUUGAUUAGAUUUUGAUGCAAAUCCUGAUAUGUAUACUGAUCCAGGAUUAUUAUUUUUUGUCUGUUCCCAACGUAACUCAAAAAGUAGUGAACAGAUUUGGAUGAAAUUUGGUGGAAAGGUGAGCCACAGGCCAAGGAACAGUUGAUUAGAUUUUGAUGCAAAUCCUGAAAUGUAUGUGGAUCCAGGAUCCAGACAUGUAUACUGAUCCAGGAUUAUUAUUUUUUGUAUGUUCCCAACGUAACUCCAAAAGUAGUGAACAGAUUUGGAUAAAAUUUGGUGAACGGCUUUAAUAUUAUCCUAGGUUCAAGUGAUUUGAUUUUGAUGUUGAUAAUGUGGCUUGGUGGAGGUAUGCACUCUAUUCUACAGAGUGCCCUUCUAGUUUUUGUGUGUUCCUACUGUAGAUACUAGUUUGUUCCUAGAAGUUGUAUUUUCUGACAAAUUCUGUUGGUUCUAUUCCCCAAAACUAUGAUCUCAUUCAUAUCACCUGCUAUGCAACAAUUUUUGUUGAACACUGUUGAAUCCCAGUCUUGAUGCACUCCUCUAUUCUUAGAUGCCCUGUGGACAUUUACGGCAAGCUUUAAAAAAAAAAAAAAGUUACGACUGUCCUAUGACCGUGUCUCAUGAUUUGUAAUGAAAUUAGUCACUGCUGAUUUUUUUGUAUUUUGAUGCUGAAUCACUGGCAUAAUGGAUGUGAAUAGUUUGUUAGUCAUCAGUUGUGGUGGUAUUGGAGUGUCCAAUAUUUGGUAUUCUGUUACUGAGACUUGCAUCAGCAAUUAAAAAAAGAAGAAAAAAAACCCUGCAGCUAUACUGCCUGAGAUUUCACUCAACCUCCAGCAUUUGAAUCAGAGAUUUUGUGAUAUUUAUGUGUAAAUUUAUGAAAAAAAAAUCAUAUCCAUUUCACAACUCAUCAUAUUUAUCUCACAUGAUUAUGUGUGUAUAUUUUCGUCUGUGAAAGGGCAUGUCACCAUGUUCCAAACAUUGCCUGAAAUUACAACAUGACAAGUGAACAGUGUUUAAUCAGACGUUAAAAAUUAAUGUGAAAAUACAUGUAUGUGCAAUAAUUUUUUUUAAAAAUAACAAUAAAUGCACUACAUGUGAAAAAUU